AUGGAAGCAUUUGAAGUAAAUGAAGGAUAUGUAGAAGAAGAGAUUGAACCAUUACAUAAGAAACAUCCUAAUUGUUGUCAAAUUGCUUUUAUGCAAAGGGCACCAAAAUACAUUAGAAAAGGAAGUUUAAGUGUUAAAGAAAUUGGUCAAUUACCACAUACACUUGAUAUUGAAAUGACUCAUAAAAAAAAUUACAAAAUAACAUUAUUCAGAAUGGAAUGGGGUCAUUUCUUGAUUUGUUUUAUUGCAAUUUUAAUUUCUCAACUUUCAACAUUAGUUAUUCCUGCUAUUAUUCAAUUUAUGGUAGAAUGGGUUGCUGAAGAUGAACCAGAAACAUGGAAAGGAGUAGUGUAUUUGAUUGUUAUUGCAUUUAUGCAAAUUCUAACAUCAUUUUGUUUUCAGUUAUCAAUUAAAUGGAUUUUUGUGUUGUCAUUAAGACUUAGAAAUGGAUUAAUUUCUAUGAUUUAUGAAAAGUCAUUAAAAUUAAAUUCAGCAUCAAUAGAAGAAACAGGCAAGUUAGUUAACUUAAUGUCAAAUGAUGCAAUGCUUUUUGUUGAACAAUUACCAUUAGUUAUUACUGGGUCAUGUGCACCAAUAUUAUUUUUAGUAGUAUGUAUAAUUCUUCUUUGUAUUAUUACAUAUUGGGCUUUUAUUCCAAUUGGAGUCUGUUUAUUAUUUGUAUGUGUUAAUAUGUUAUCAGGUAAAAUGAUUGGAUUUUUCUUCCGUAAAACACAAAGCGCUACUGAUAAACGAUUAAACUUUUUAGGAGAGAUUUUAAGAAGUAUUAAAUUUAUUAAAUACAAUGCUUGGGAAGAACCACUUCAUAAAAGAUUAAGGAAAUUAAGAACAAAGGAAUUAUGGUGUAUGGGAGGUACAAUGUCAGCACGAUCAUCGUUAGUUACAUUAAUGUUAGAACUAUCACCAUUCAUGGCAUUUAUAUUAUAUCUUGUUUAUAUUCAAAUUGACUAUCAUUUAGAAGUUGGGAAAGUUUUUACUUGUAUUGCUUAUUUUAAUGCAAUUAGAAGACCAUUUAUGAAUUUUGGAUACUUUGUUUCAUGUGUAACAACAUUUAAAGUUGCUAUUGGAAGACUCAAGAAUUUUUCUUGA
Molecule: messenger RNA, 1107 nt
Organism: Entamoeba dispar SAW760
Lineage: Eukaryota; Evosea; Mastigamoebida; Endamoebidae
Product: ATP-binding cassette transporter, putative
Exons: 2
Coding region: 1-1107 (368 amino acids)
Biological process (GO): transmembrane transport
Cellular component (GO): membrane
Molecular function (GO): ABC-type transporter activity; ATP binding
Source: RefSeq, a predicted model, not a curated record